AUGUCGUUGUCGUUGGGUGCUGUGAUAUGGUGCUGCAUCAAACCAAUUCUUAAGAUGUAUCUUAUCAUUGGCUGUGGUAUCUAUCUUGGUAAGAAAAACAUCCUUAAUGUCGAGACUACAAAGCAUUUAUCAACCAUCAUGCUAAACAUCUUGAUACCCUGUUUAAUUUUUAACAAAGUCAUUUCCAAUAUUUCAAUCGACGACUUGAAAGCCAUUGGAAUAAUAUGCUUAUCCUCCUUUUUGCUCUACGUUGGUGGCUUCCUCAUAAGCAUGCCUUUCAUAUUGCUAAACUUAACUCCCAAAAGAUUUAAAGGUGGUUUUAUAGCCGCUUGCAUGUUUCAAAAUGUCAGCGAUAUACCAAUUGCCUAUAUUCAGACGUUGUCCUCUGGUUUAAUAUUCACACAAUCUCAAGGCGAAAAAGGAAUCGCAUAUAUCUGUAUUUUUAUGGCUUGUUUGGUGUUUUUAACCUUUAAUUUGGGCGGCUAUAAACUAAUCCAAUAUGAUUUUAUUCAAGAUAAAAAAAGACAAUCAAUUCAAAAUAAAGAUCCAGAAAAAUCAUUAAUUGUCAACGAAAUUAUAACUAGCAACAUUCAACCGACUAAUGAUAAUGAUAAUGAUAAUUUUGACUUUAAUCACUCUGGAUCAACUGUUUAUAACCAAACUAAUCCAAUUCAAGCUGUAAUCUCUAGUAACUCAAAUAUUGAUCUUCACCCUGAAGAUAUUUACCAAUACACAUCUGCAUCAACUGUUGUUUCUCAAUCUUCCUUACCUUCACUUGAACAACUGGCUGCUCCUAUCAAUCACUUCUAUAAUGAUGACCAAAGGUCUAUAAUUACUGAUAUUGGAAUAAUUAAUGAAACUAAACCAAAAAAAGUAGACAAAAAAUCUUCUAUUACUAUUGCUGCUAUUAAUACUACUGCACCUACUACUACUACCGAUAAUAAUAAUAAUCACUCCAUACCCAUUCAAAACACAAACGAAAAACACGAAAUUUUUAAUAAUAUCAAUAAUAAUGGCACUGCUCUUGUUAAUGAUAAUACUAAUGAGAAUACCAAAAAAAGUAAAAAAAAGAUAAUCCUUCACACUCUUUAUACCAUUUUUUACGAGUUUUUCUCUAAUUUUUUACAGCCUAUUGCACUUUCAUUAUUAAUUUCCUUAACAAUCGCAUUGAUACCAUGGGUCAGAGUACUAUUUAUCGAAGAUGAUUCAAUUAAUAUUCCAAAUGCUCCCGAUGAUCAGCCUCCUCUAGAAUUGUUUAUCGACUUUACCUAUUAUAUUGGUUCAGCCCAAGUUCCAAUUGGUUUACUAUUAUUAGGUGGUAGCUUGGGUAAAUUAAAAUUUAACACUUCCAACAAAAUCUUAAAAAAAUUUUCAAGAACUGCUGUUCUCUUAGCAAUAAUAAAAUUAUGUUUGUUUCCAAUUAUUGGAAUAACAUGGGUAACUGGUUUAUUAAAUAAUUUCAAUUGGUUGGAUACUGCUGAUCCAAAUUCAAAAAUGCUAUGUUUUGUAAUAGUUUUAAUAUGGUCUUUACCAAGUUUCACUGCACAAAUUUAUUUGACUGCUUUUUAUACGCCUUCUACUUCCAAUAAUGAUGAUAUUGAUAAUAAAGAUCAAAAUUAUAAUCAUUUUCAAUUGGAUUCUUUUGCUCUCUGUUUAAUGUGUCAAUAUCCAAUCUUAUUCAUUUCAAUUCCAUUUAUUGCAACCUUCAUCCUAAAGGUCACUCUUGGCUAUUAA
Molecule: messenger RNA, 1734 nt
Organism: Ascoidea rubescens DSM 1968
Lineage: Eukaryota; Fungi; Ascomycota; Saccharomycetes; Ascoideales; Ascoideaceae
Product: AEC family transporter
Exons: 1
Coding region: 1-1734 (577 amino acids)
Biological process (GO): transmembrane transport
Cellular component (GO): membrane
Source: RefSeq, a predicted model, not a curated record